AUGGUCCCGAAACUCACUCACACGAUCCUCGCAUCCUCAUGGCUCCUUUCUGCAACGGCCCGGGCACAUGCAGCGCCAAAUCGCCCAAACAUUGUCUUCAUCCUGACAGACGACCAAGACAACCACAUGGGAUCAUUGGAUUACAUGCCAUCCCUGCAAGAGCAUCUGAUCCAACAAGGCACCACGUUUGAGAGGCAUUAUUGUUCUACUGCUAUAUGCUGUCCCUCGCGCGUCACCCUCUGGACAGGCCAGCUCGCUCAUAAUACCAAUGUUACCAAUGUGAAUCCACCAUGGGGAGGAUACCCCAAGUUUGUCCAGAAUGGCUACAACGACCACCAUCUGGCCCUCUGGCUGCAGCAAUCUGGCUACAACACCUACUACGCCGGCAAGCUCUUCAACUCCCAUACCGUCCACAAUUACGACUCGCCUCCAGUGAGCGGAUACACUCAGUCAAACUUCUUUCUUGACCCCUUCACGUAUCAGUACUACAAUGUCAGCACCACGAGGAACGGGGCGCCGCCAACCAACCCUGUCGGCAAGUACUCGACCGAUAUUUUGGCUGAAAGUGCCCAAGAGUUCCUCCAGCAUGCGCUCGAGGAUGAAAGCUCGCCCUUCUUCAUCACGCUUGCACCCAUCGCUCCUCAUGCUCUCGUGGGAGAAGGUUCGGUGGGAGCCUUUGACCCCCCACAAGUUGCAGAGCGACAUCAAGGCCUGUUUCCAGAGUACAAAAUUCCCCGGACACCAAACUUCAAUCCUGACUCUCCAAGCGGCGUCAACUGGGUAUCAAAUCUUCCCAAGCUUGAUGAUGAGGUCGUUGACUAUAAUGACGAGUAUCAGAGGCUGCGCCUACGGUCUCUCCAGGCAGUAGACGAAAUUGUUGGAUCCGUUGUUGCUCGCCUUGAAGAGGCGGGCGUGUUGGACAAUACCUUUAUCUUUUACACCUCUGACAAUGGCUAUCACAUUGGCCAACAUCGACUGCACCCCGGCAAGACAUGCGGCUUCGAGACGGAUAUCAAUGUCCCUCUUAUUGUCCGUGGCCCCGGAAUCCCUGCUCAGAAAGUCACCCGUGUUCCCUCUUCGCACACGGAUCUCGCGCCGACCAUACUGCAAAUAGCUGGCAUCGAGAUUGACGACAAGAAGUUUGAUGGUUCACCCAUUGAUCUCCAUGGAAUCGGCGGCGAGCCUCGUUCGGAGCACGUUGCCGUCGAAUUCUGGGGAUAUGGGCUUGCAGAGAGCAUCUUUGGGAGGAAGGAUGGUCCGCCCGUCUACCCCAACAACUCUUACAAGGGGCUUCGCAUCGAAGCAGAAGAUUAUGGCUUUUACUAUUCGGUUUGGUGCAGCAACGAACGGGAACUCUAUGAUAUGAAGGCAAGCCACAUUCACUCCCAGACUCUAGAGAGAGGAAAAAGCCUAAUCGAUGCAACUGUUACUAUCAACGGCAAACAGUGGCCUCUCGAAAAGGUCGUCGACCGACUGGAUGCCCUGAUGAUGGUUCUCAAAUCCUGCAAGCAGCAAACUUGCAUUCAUCCCUGGAGAAGCCUCCAUCCGUCUGAAAAUGUCCAGAGCCUCAGUGAUGCGCUGGCCACCGAAUAUGAUGAGUUCUACAGAGGGCAGGUGAAAGUGAGCUUCACCAAGUGCGAGAGCGGAUACAUUCUCGAGUCGGAAGGACCUCAGGCAGUUCACGCGUAUCAAGACAUGAGGGACUACAGCCCUGACGAUGAGAUUUACGAUCCGCUGAAACAACAGGUUUUGGUCAAUCCCAAUUGGAGCCUCUGGGAAUAA
Trichoderma reesei QM6a is the source of this 1782-nucleotide messenger RNA. RefSeq lists its product as uncharacterized. Lineage: Eukaryota; Fungi; Ascomycota; Sordariomycetes; Hypocreales; Hypocreaceae. Gene Ontology annotation, biological process: phenol-containing compound metabolic process. The coding region runs from base 1 to 1782 and encodes 593 amino acids. The record is from RefSeq and is a predicted model, not a curated record. Gene Ontology annotation, molecular function: glycosaminoglycan binding; arylsulfatase activity; N-acetylglucosamine-6-sulfatase activity. The transcript is spliced from 4 exons.